UUCAGAGAAAGAGAAACUGAAGUGUAGCUGAGCUGUUGUUUGUUUGUGUCUCUGUAUUCAUGCAGUAAAAUGGCCGAAGCAAGAGUUUCUCAGGAUGAAUUCUUGUGUCCAGUGUGUCUGGAUCUCGUGAAGGAUCCAGUGACCAUCCAUUGCGGACACAGUUACUGUAAGAGCUGUAUUACAGACCACUGGGAUCAGGAGAAUCAGAAGAGAGUCUACAGCUGUCCUCAGUGCAGACAGACCUUCAGUCCAAGACCUGCUUUAUCUAGAAACACCAUGCUGGCUGAAGUGGUGGAGAAACUGAAGAAGACCAGACUCUCUGCUGACUGUGAGGCUGGAGCUGGAGAUGUGCAGUGUGACGUCUGUACUGGAAGAAAAUACAGAGCCAUCAAAUCCUGUCUGGUGUGUCUGAACUCUUACUGUCAGAAUCACCUCGAACAACAUGAGAGUUGGUUUAAAGGAAACAGACACAAUUUGACUGAAGCCACUGGACAUCUGCAGGAGAUGAUCUGCCAGAAACAUGAGAAGCCCCUUGAGGUUUUCUGUCGCACUGAUCAGAAAUGUAUAUGUGUGCUGUGUACGGUUAUGGAACAUAAGAACCAUGACAUUGUAUCAGCUGCAGAAGAGAGGACAGAGAAACAGCAACAGCUGAAGGAGACACAGAAUAUGUUCCAGCAGAGAGUGAAAGAUCUCCAGCAGCUGAGAGAGACUGUGGAGUCUCUUAAGCGCUCUGCACAGACAGCAGUGGAGGACAGUGAGAGGAUCUUU
Molecule: messenger RNA, 768 nt
Organism: Carassius auratus (goldfish)
Lineage: Eukaryota; Metazoa; Chordata; Actinopteri; Cypriniformes; Cyprinidae
Product: E3 ubiquitin/ISG15 ligase TRIM25-like
Exons: 3
Molecular function (GO): zinc ion binding
Source: RefSeq, a predicted model, not a curated record